CAUUUGUAUUCGUCAUUUAUAAUCGAUAAAUAUUGUAGUGUUGCAAAAUGUUAAAAUCAUUUAAUAAACAAACAUUAUUAUAAAAACUCACUCCGCGCAUGCGUGCGGACUAUGAUAUAGUAUAUUAUUGUAAUGUAAUAAGCACGUGUGCAAACAUAAAAAGAAAAGGAAAACCUCACCCUAAUUGGUGGUAUAAUAUAUAUAUUGAUAAUAUUUUGAGAUUUAUUAGUGGUUAUCAUCGUCAUUGUGCAGAAUAAAAAUAUUUAAAAAUUUAUAUUGCAAAAAGAAGAUAACACUUGAGUUGAUUAGUAUUCUUUGCCACAUUAUUUGUGGUUUAUAUAUGUUGUAAGUUAUCAGAUUCUGAUCGUAUUCUGAUUCAAAUAAUUGUUCAAGCAUUGAUUGUAAAAAUGGCAGAUGUGACUGUAAUUUCUUCAAGCAUUGUUCGACCCCAAAACCUAAACCAAUCUUGUCGAACAAAAAUCCAUCUCACUCCAUUUGAUCUUAAGCUUCUUUACGUUGAUUAUCCUCAAAGAGGUCUUCUCUUUCACAAACCCGACCCGGAAACCCAUCUCAUCUCUCGGUUAAAGACAUCUCUUUCAACUGCUUUAGACAUCUACUUCCCCUUCUCCGGUCGUCUUGUCAAAGAGGAGAAUCUUGAAGAUAACACUGUGUCGUUUUACAUCGACUGUGACGAGCACGGCUCAUCUGGUGCUAAGUUCGUCCAUGCCGAAUCCAAAUCAUUGUCGGUGAGUGACAUUCUUCAGCUUCACGGCUCUGUUCCAGAUUUCAUGAGUCAUUUCUUCCCAUCUGUGGACGUUAAAAGCAUCAACGGCCUCACGGAGCCCUUGCUUGCGCUGCAAGUCACCGAGGUAAAAGAUGGUGUUUUCAUCAGUUUCGGUUAUAAUCACAUGGUCGCUGAUGGAGCUUCCAUUUGGAGUUUCUUUAAUAUUUGGUCCAAGAUAUGCUCUGAUGAUUCCGACAAUCAGAAGAACCACAACCCUCUUAAACUCAGAGGAUGGUUCCUUGACGGGAUCAGUUUCCCGAUACGUGUCCCAGCUUCAGAGACGGCGGUCCCUUCUCCAAGACAAGAAACUUCUUUGCGUCCCACUUCGAAUGAAAGAGUUUUUCACUUCACAAAAAGGAAUCUUUCAAAUCUCAAAGCCAAAGCCAACAAUGAAGCUGGCUCCAGUGACCUGGUUAUCUCGUCCUUACAAGCGCUUUCUGCACAUUUAUGGAGGUCCACAGUCAGACACAGUGGUAUGAGCCGAGAUGAAGAAACGCAUUGCAAAUUAACCGUUGAUAUGAGGCAGAGACUAAACCCUCCUCUUGAGAAAGAGUGUUUCGGAAACUUGAUCCUCCUGGGGGUAGCUACGGUCACGGUUAGGGAACUGCUGGAUAAUCAGAUGGGUUGGGCUGCUUUGCAAAUAAGUAAAAUGGUGCGCUCGCAAACGGAUGAAAAGUUCAAAACUUUUGCAAAGAAUUGGGUCAGAGACGUAAAGAUACUAGAAAAAGGUUGCGGGAGUCCAAAGGUUUUUGAUUCUGUGGUUAUGUCAAGCUCUCCUUGGUUUGAUGUGUAUGGAAACGAUUUCGGUUGGGGUAAGCCGAUUGCAGCUAGAGCUGGACCCGGAAAUAGUAUGAGAGCCAAGCUUGUGCUUUUUCAGGGGUUUAAAGAAGGAAGUAUUGAUGUUCAUGCGACCUUAUGUUCUCAUGUGCUUGUGAAGUUAUUGGCUGAUGUUGAAUUUUUAGAGAAUGUGACCAUUACUUGAUUCUAAUUUGAUUUGAGAAAUAGAGCUUGUCUUUUUCCCAAAUGAAGCUUUGGUGCUUGUAAUUCGGUGUCUAGGAAAUGGCAAGUAAAGAUAGUAAAAUAAUUCGGUGUAAACGGCGAAGACGUAUGCUUUAGAUGGUGAUCAAAAGAGUGAAUGUGAAUAGUAAAUUCUCUUCAUUCCUUAUAUUUAUAUCGUUUACUAAUAAUAUUCUGUAUGUGUUUCUUGUUCAUUCCUUUAUUUUAAAGAAAUUUAUAAAAUAAAACUAUUAAAUUUA
Messenger RNA from Brassica napus (rape), 2040 nucleotides. RefSeq lists its product as uncharacterized. The record is from RefSeq and is a predicted model, not a curated record. The transcript has a single exon. Bases 408 to 1766 code for a protein of 452 amino acids. Lineage: Eukaryota; Viridiplantae; Streptophyta; Magnoliopsida; Brassicales; Brassicaceae.